AUGUGGCGGCCAACGCGGGGCUUCUGGUGGCGGGAAGGUGUCGCCUGGCGGGUCCUGCUGCUGCUGCUGUGGGCGCUGGAGGAGAAACCCCUCGGUGUGCGCUGCUCGGUGGCCCGAUGUACUCCGGGAGACUCCGCCUGCCGCUUUUUGUCUGUGUCGGAUCUCUUCGACCGGGUAAUCCGGCACUCCAACAGGAUCUACAGACUCUCCACUGCCCUCUACUUAGAUGAAAAAUAUUUCCUUCCUGGUAGGAAUGAGCUGGCUAAAUCUGUAGGCAAAUGUCACACCUCUUGGCUGUUGACUCCCAAUGCCAAAGAAUAUGCUCAGAAAAUACCAAGAGAAGAGCUGACACAUCUGAUUCUAAGGCUCUUGCAAGCCUGGAAAGAGCCACUGUCCCACCUCGACCAGACAAUUGUUCAUCUUCACAAAUUACCCGAUGAGAGCCUGAACAAAGCAAAGGAAAUCAGCAACAUGGUGCAUGAGCUGGAGACUGGAGUGGAAAAAGUCACAGAGAAGAUGCAGUCAAUGGGGAUCAUCAGCAAUUUGCUGAAUGGCGUAGGAUCAUCAGAAGCAGCUGGUUUAUCCAUUAAUCAUGGAGAAAAUUUAAUGAGCAACUAUGAAUUUGUUCAUUGCUUCAGGAGAGACUCCAAUAAAGUACAAAACUAUUUAAAAGUUCUAAAAUGUAGGAUUGUGCCAGGAAUUAGCUGUUGA
Elgaria multicarinata webbii is the source of this 711-nucleotide messenger RNA. Its product is annotated as prolactin-like. Gene Ontology annotation, biological process: response to nutrient levels; positive regulation of receptor signaling pathway via JAK-STAT. The coding region runs from base 1 to 711 and encodes 236 amino acids. The record is from RefSeq and is a predicted model, not a curated record. Gene Ontology annotation, cellular component: extracellular region. NCBI's taxonomy places the organism in Eukaryota, Metazoa, Chordata, Lepidosauria, Squamata, Anguidae. Gene Ontology annotation, molecular function: hormone activity. The transcript is spliced from 5 exons.